Molecule: messenger RNA, 2646 nt
Organism: Vollenhovia emeryi
Lineage: Eukaryota; Metazoa; Arthropoda; Insecta; Hymenoptera; Formicidae
Gene: Pop2
Product: CCR4-NOT transcription complex subunit 7
Exons: 8
Coding region: 583-1479 (298 amino acids)
Cellular component (GO): P-body; CCR4-NOT core complex; CCR4-NOT complex
Molecular function (GO): poly(A)-specific ribonuclease activity; nucleic acid binding
Source: RefSeq, a predicted model, not a curated record
CGUACGUCCCCGCGGGUCCACUCGAGGGGGCACCUCGUCGCCGAUGUAUCGGCGACCGAAGCGCCCAUACCGUCUCGUGUCGCGCGUACCGAGCCCUGCGAGCCGUGAGAGGAAGUAGUUUAAACCGUUCAUGAUUUGACACGGGCAGGAUUGUGGGUGCAACCUCGAUCGAGUCGUUUCCACGCUCGUAACAUUGCUCUGACCUGGGAUAUCAUUUUGCAAGUGAUAUGGAGAAGGAAAGGCCGUGACGCGGAGGGAAUUCGAAGACAAAAGCCCCGGUGAAUGCAGGAACAUGCCUUCAGCUACCGAACAGGUAGAAGGAGAAGGGAAACACCCCGAGGCAUUUGUAACAGCGGCUUGACCGCAACCAUAAUUGUAUGUGCGACACUUGCGACGACGCCAUGUACAACGAGAGUGUACAUUGACGCUGGGUCAGGAGCAUUGAAAGUGAAAUCCACGUAUAUGUGUAACUGGUUGAUAAAUUAAGGUCGUAUGCAUUACAGGAAUACGGAGGCAAAGUAAAUAAAGGGCGAGCGAACGAAAGCGUAGGUGCGGUAGAGGAGAUAGAAGUCACGUGCGAUAAUGUGCGGGACCAACCAAAUAGGGCAGCAGAAGGGAGGUGGGACUAUGCCCAGUAAUGAAGAGUGUGGAAUCAGAGAUGUAUGGGGACACAAUUUGGAAGAGGAGUUUCGUACAAUACGCCAGGUCGUACAACAGUAUCAGUAUAUCGCUAUGGAUACAGAGUUUCCGGGUGUUGUAGCUAGGCCUAUUGGAGAAUUCAGAACUAAUGCCGACUAUCAAUACCAGCUCUUACGCUGCAAUGUAGACCUUCUGCGAAUAAUUCAACUUGGUCUCACAUUCCUUGACGAGUCGGGGAAUACGCCAGGCGGUAGCUACACAACAUGGCAGUUUAAUUUUAAGUUCAAUUUACAUGAAGACAUGUAUGCACAGGAUAGUAUAGAUAUGCUACAAAAUAGUGGUAUACAGUUCAAGAAACACGAAGAGGAAGGCAUCGAUCCUUUAGAGUUUGCUGAGCUAUUAAUGACAUCAGGAAUUGUUCUUGUUGAUGACAUAAAAUGGCUAUCCUUUCAUUCUGGCUACGACUUCGGUUACUUAUUGAAACUUCUGACGGAUCAGAAAUUGCCACAGGAGGAAAGUGAAUUUUUCGAGCUUCUUAGGAUAUACUUUCCGACGAUAUAUGAUGUAAAAUACUUAAUGAAGUCGUGCAAGAACCUGAAAGGCGGUUUACAAGAAGUGGCAGAACAGCUGGAAAUUCAAAGAGUAGGCCCACAGCAUCAGGCCGGUUCCGAUUCCCUUCUUACUGGGAUGGUCUUUUUUAAGAUGCGAGAGAUGUUUUUUGAAGAUAAUAUUGAUGAUGCAAAGUACUGUGGACACCUAUACGGCUUGGGAACGUCAUUUGUCAUGAAUGGGUCUGGCGGAUACAUGGACAGUAAUGGAGAUAAUGCCUCGACGUCGUAAUAUUAAAGAAAGAAUCAACCGUAACAGAGAGAUUAUUUCAUUACAAAUAAAAUGUUAUAAAAAAGUCUUUUCACUUAAUGGUGAAGUGUAUGGUUCAUAUCCGCAAUAAUUAUAUUGACAUCAUUGCUGUAGGUUCCACACGAAAGGCAGUUUAGAGAACAUGUCUCUUUAAGAUCUCUCUUCUGUUUUUUUUUAUUUUUUUGAAUUCUUUCUGUGACUCCUUUUGUAGAUUUCUUCUGUGAUACGUACCGUCAAUCGAAAAGAUAUUUACAACACCGAACAGCAUAAAAUAAUGUAAUAUAAUUUUUUUUUGUAAACAUUUGGACAAUAUUGAUAUAUAAGAUACCGUCGCAGUACAAAAAUUCCAUAAUUUCCUCUACUUUUAAGAUCCCUGCAGUAUACAUAUCUAACCGCUCGAUUAAUACAUGACGAAAGCGAGAAAGUUGGUUAACAUACCCAAACCAAACUUAAUUUACAGCUAAAAUGUAUUGGUAAUGCUCGGUGCGUUCGAUAUUUAUAAGAAUCUGUCACGGUAACUGAUAUUUUUCACUUGUCGCAAGCUCGAAGCAGAUAUACAUCUACUUAUUAUGUUAUACGAUUAGUAAUAUAAUAAAGAGAUCUAUUUCUGGUGCUUAUAAAUAUUAUUUAAAAAAAAUUCGUUCAUUGAACUCGUCGAACAUUAUUGAUGCACUCUGUACAUGCUACACUACGCAGACGUAUCUAUUACUGUUGAUCUGUAUAUUUAUUCUAUGAUGCAUUUGUAGCGUGGUAUAUUUUAAAUGAGAAAAACAUUCGUAUAUACACAUUUUUAAAAGCCGCAAUGAAGGGAGGUACGUUGUUUUUAGGUUGUCCGCGUUGUUUUUAGGUUGAACCAUAUAAAAUAUUGAUAUAAGAGCAUCAUACAUUUUUAUUAUACGUAUAACGGAUGGCGUAAAUGAUGCGUUCGUGUAAAAAAAAAAGUAUUAGUGAUACGACUCUAAAGAUGAAGUAGCCUUCGUAUAAUAUUUGCUAUAUAUACUGCACGUGUUUUAUUGUAAAACUUGUCGUCCGCAAGAACGCAAGGAAGGAAAAGAAACUUUUGGUACAUUUUCGAACUAAUCGUACUAAAAAUAUCUGCUUUGUAAAUAUGACAGUUGCAAAAGUCGAAUAAAUAAUAAUUUGCCUGUA